AUGAAAAAGUAUUGUUUUUGGAAUGUAAACAACUCAAACUUAGAUCCACCAUUAGAAAAUGUGGAUUUAAAAGAAACGUAUUCAACUGGAUAUGUUAUUGUUCAUCCAGACGUCGAACAAUUACUACGCGAUCAAAAUACAAUUGUACCUACUGGUGAAAAUACGAAUGAAGACGAAGACAAGACUCCUACCCAGGAAAGUACUGCCAACUGGACUACAGAUGUUAUGGCGCAUAUAGCAUUUGUUUGUCAGACCGUUACUCACGAAGAGUGGGACAAGGAAAGACUUUAUGAAGAUUAUAGUACGAAAUUCGGAAAUUCAAAUGAAGAGUCGAAGGCAAAAAAUGAGGAAUCAAAGAAGAAAUUCGAUUUUAUUUAUGAUAACUGGAAAAGUAUUUUAUCUACUUUUGUCCUUUGUAAGAAUGAUACAGCAGUUAAUGAAGCUCUUAAACACGAAAUUAAAUUAGAAUUUGACCGUACUGUAAUUUACUCGAUGGACUCACGGUCCACGGAUCCAGGAGACUUUUUUAACGACAUACGCAAGCUAAAAGACCCAAUUGAUAUUCGCGCCUAUGCAGUCAAUGUGAAUGGUGAAGAAGUGGCGAAGGCCUUGAAAGCAUCGGGUGAUACUAAUAAUAAAGACUCCACGGAGCGCACUUUAGUGUUGUAUACAAACACUAAUAAGUACACAUAUGCGUUCGCAUAUAGUCUGACUGGCCAGUGCAAUCUUCGAGUGAAUCCAAGUCCUAAAGUGCGUGGGGAUAGCGAUCAACAUUUCUUGUAUGUUCUUUGUCCUCAUGCUAGCGCCGCUACAGCUGCUGUUCAUGGAAUAUAUCGGCAACUAUUGAAAUUCAAAUCAAGUCCAUCUAUGGCUGAAUCUGAGCAAACUGUUAUUGCUUCUAUUGCAAGUGGUGCAACAAUACCUGCUCACAAUAUCCGGCAACAACCUACUAAUGACUCAAAUCAGUCGGAUACUAAUCCGCCUAUUGGUGCUGCUCCGGUUGCUUCGAUUCUUGAGCGAUCACGUUCGGAUGAUGACGAUGAUACACAUAUUAAUAGCAAGAAAAAUACCCAAUUAUAA
Adineta ricciae is the source of this 1080-nucleotide messenger RNA. NCBI's taxonomy places the organism in Eukaryota, Metazoa, Rotifera, Eurotatoria, Adinetida, Adinetidae. The record is from the annotation of a GenBank genome assembly.